Messenger RNA from Ziziphus jujuba (common jujube), 1768 nucleotides. RefSeq names its product ubiquitin carboxyl-terminal hydrolase 6. The record is from RefSeq and is a predicted model, not a curated record. Bases 151 to 1608 code for a protein of 485 amino acids. The transcript has 18 exons. Gene Ontology annotation, biological process: proteasome-mediated ubiquitin-dependent protein catabolic process; protein deubiquitination; regulation of proteasomal protein catabolic process. NCBI's taxonomy places the organism in Eukaryota, Viridiplantae, Streptophyta, Magnoliopsida, Rosales, Rhamnaceae. Gene Ontology annotation, molecular function: cysteine-type deubiquitinase activity; proteasome binding; protein binding.
AAGUCUAUAUAUAAAUAUAUAAAACCCAGAACCGGAAAGCCAUUGAAAUCCUCGGUUUUAUUUUGCCCUCUCUACAAGCUAACCUCUGAAAAACCCGAACCUUCUCUUUCUCAAUCUUUUCGAUCCUCGAAGCACACAAGCUCUGCAGCCAUGAUUACAGUGAGUGUUAAAUGGCAAAAGGAACUGUUUAAAGCUGUGGAAAUCGACACUACUCAGUCCCCCUAUUUAUUUAAAUGUCAGCUGUACGAUCUAACAGGGGUACCUCCUGAAAGACAGAAAAUCAUGGUCAAAGGUGGUUUACUGAAGGAUGACGCAGAUUGGUCAACACUAGGUGUAAAAGAGGGUCAAAAGUUGAUGAUGAUGGGAACAGCAGAUGAGAUUGUCAAGGCUCCAGAAAAGGGUCCUGUUUUUAUGGAAGAUCUUCCAGAAGAAGAACAAGCCGUUGCUGUGGGUCAUAGUGCUGGUCUAUUUAAUUUGGGGAAUACCUGUUAUAUGAACUCAACUGUGCAAUGCCUGCAUUCUGUUCCAGAGUUGAAGUCAGCUUUGAUCAAGUAUUCACAUUCUGGAAGAAGCAAUGAUGUGGAUCAGACUUCUCAUAUGUUGACAAUUGCAACGCGCGAUUUGUUUAAUGAACUGGAUAAAAGUGUUAAGCCUGUGGCACCCAUGCAAUUUUGGAUGGUCUUACGGAAAAAGUAUCCCCAGUUUGGUCAACUGCAUAAUAAUUACUUCAUGCAACAGGAUGCUGAAGAGUGUUGGACACAACUUUUAUACACCCUUUCUCAAUCUUUGAGAUCGUCUGGUUCUAGUGAAAAUCCAGAUGCAGUUAAAGACCUAUUUGGUAUUGAACUUGUAAGCAGGGUGCAUUGCCAAGAAAGUGGUGAAGAAAGCUCAGAAACAGAAACAGUUUAUUCCCUUAAAUGCCACAUAUCACACGAAGUGAACCAUUUGCAUGAAGGUCUAAAGCAUGGUUUAAAAUCAGAGUUGGAGAAGAAUUCUCCUUCUUUGGGGCGUAGUGCAAUUUACUUGAAGGAGGCUCGUAUCACUGGCCUGCCAAGGUACCUGACCAUUCAGUUUGUUCGUUUCUUCUGGAAGAGGGAAUCAAAUCAAAAAGCCAAGAUUUUGCGGAAAGUAGAUUAUCCUUUGGAGUUGGAUGUUUAUGAUCUGUGUUCAGAAGAUCUUCGCAAGACCUUGGAAGCUCCUCGACAGAAAUUAAGGGAUGAGGAAGGUAAAAAGCUUGGUUUGAAAGCCACCGGCAAGAGUUCUGGAUCUAGUUCGAGUGAUAACGAUGUCAAGAUGUCUGAGGCAGAGGGAUCUUCAAAUGGUAGUGGAGAAACAUCUAAAGCUACAUCUAGUGAAGGUGUUUCAUCUGAGAAGGAGACACAAGUGACUGGAAUUUAUGAUCUGGUUGCUGUGCUGACACACAAGGGUCGUAGUGCUGACUCAGGACAUUAUGUUGCAUGGGUCAAGCAAGAAAAUGGGAAAUGGAUCGAGUAUGAUGACGAUAAUCCCAUCCCACAGCGGGAGGAAGACAUUACAAAACUGUCUGGAGGAGGUGAUUGGCAUAUGGCCUAUAUCUGCAUGUACAAGGCCCGCGUUGUCCCUAUGUGAUCUGCCUCUUCAUUUAAAUCAAAUUAGCGAUAUUACUAGUUGUGAUUUAUAAUCAUAGACAGGGGACGUUUUUAAUGGUUGAUUUGACAGCUUUGAAAUUGGACAGAAUCAUUUGACUUGAUCAUCGUUAUGUUGUAUACUAUCGCCGUUGGUUUUCAAA